Molecule: messenger RNA, 2976 nt
Organism: Dreissena polymorpha
Lineage: Eukaryota; Metazoa; Mollusca; Bivalvia; Myida; Dreissenidae
Product: sushi, von Willebrand factor type A, EGF and pentraxin domain-containing protein 1-like
Exons: 18
Coding region: 150-2897 (915 amino acids)
Source: RefSeq, a predicted model, not a curated record
CAUUGAAGUGGAGCAAGACUAGAGCAGACGACGCGUCUGGCCUUAAUUAGGUCACAGACGACUCCUUAUCAGUCUGCAGACGACAAAGAUAUAACAUUAGAUUCGACAAUUUGCACCGCGGUGGACACGUUACCAGUUGCAACAAAAAUAUGAACAACAUGCACUGGGGUAUUGUGGCAGCCAUAUUCUGUUUGAUUUCAAACACAGAAUGCUCGAACCCAGGACAGCGGUCGCACAAUAACGGGCCUGACUGGAUUAGCGAUUGCUAUGACCAUGCCCCGAAUCAUCUGAUGAAUCCGUUUUGUCCAACACAAGGAUGCUCUACCCCGGUUCCUGUUGCGCAUGCACAUGUGGAUUACAACGUCACGUUCUAUGCGCCUGAAUCGAAGGUGACGUACACAUGCGAACACACAUACGAGCUGAUGGGUCCGUCUACGAUCACCUGCAUUCAGGACCCGACUAAGACCGUAUAUGUGUGGACUCCCGGGCCGACUUGUUCAGAGAAAGAAUGUGGGCCGCUUCCCCAAAUCGCUAACGGAAUGCACGCGCAAACAUAUAACCGAACCAUCAGUUCCACGGUGGCGUACACUUGUAAUCGUGGCUUCAAUCUGAUUGGUCAAGAGACGGUCACAUGCGUGCUUCUCACCAACCAAGCAACGGCGACCUGGACAGAACGACCAUCUUGUGAGUUUGAAUGUGGACCCGUACCUCAAAUCCCAAACGGAAAGCACGAGCAAACAUAUAACCGAACCAUUAAUUCUACGGUGACAUACAAUUGCAAUCGUGGCUACAAACUGAUUGGUCAAGAGGCGGUCGCAUGCGUACUUCUCAACCAAUCAUAUGCAACCUGGACAGAGCAGCCAUCCUGCGUUCUGGAUUGCGGACUGCCACAGAAGGUCAUGUAUGCAAACAUUUCGGGCUCGAACGGAACACUAGAAGGUGACGUCACGACCUACGAAUGUCAGACACACGCCGAGCUCCUCGGCGAGCAGAAUGUCACGUGUCUUCAUACGGGCAACUGGAGCAUGUAUCCAACGUGUAUCCCGGGCUGUGGUCUCCCUCCCGUUGUGGCGAACGGGAGCCCUCGGCCAGGGUACACUAUGACCGUGAACUCUACAGCGGCGUAUACUUGCGAACGGGGCUACCAGCUGGUUGGUGAAGAAGUCAUCACAUGCUCGUUUAUAGCGGGGAAUGAAAUACCGCAGUGGACGACUCCGCCCAUGUGUACCAUUAUUUCAGCCCCAAAAUGCCCAGCGAUACCAGCCAUAGUGAAUGGCUCAGUAUUCAGGGUUGACAGUCCAAAACCGACAGUUGACACUACCACAACCGCAAUAUUGACGACAACAACCACGGCCGCAAAUUUCACCACCACCGCAGAUUUAAACACCAUGCCCGAUCUCACCACCACGCCAGAUUUUACCACAACAACGCAAUCGGAUCUCAUAACGGUAUCAUCGACUGAUGCUAGCACAGCAGUGACCAUGUUUGCUGACGAAACAACAAAUAUGAUGACAACACCUGGACAAAACGGCUUUCAUUUAGACAAAUACGAUCUCGGAACAAAUGUCACCUACCAGUGUAACAAAGGUUACGCGUUUAAUGGUUCGAACUCCAUCGUCUGUGAACUGAACGCCGUCUGGUCGGCAUUACCGCAAUGUGUCGGCUGUGGAGAACUUCAAGAUUCAAAUGGAAAAUUCCAAUUGGGAAACUUGUGCAACGAUUCCAGGUGUUUCUGUGAUGAAUACAAAUGCGAAUGUGGAGUUGAGACCUAUUACAACGAUACGGAGAGAAUCUGCAAUGAAACGAAUGAGCCUGGAUAUAGACUUGUUUGCAAUGAGAAGUUCAGACUUGUCGGUGAUGCGGUUAUCAAAUGUCAACGGAAUUUAACCUGGACUGCAAUUCCGCGGUGCGAAUGUAUCCGCAAGUCUGUCGACAUGGUGUUCAUUAUAGACUCCUCGGGUAGUGUCGGGCUGGAUGGUUUUAACCAAACCAAGGAGUUUCUCAUCGACAUGAUGAACAGGUUCCCCGCUAACAGGACGCGCUUCGGUCUCAUGUUCUUCUCGGACCGGGUCGCCAUUUCAUUCGACUUGAAUACAUUCAUUAAUGACAAAACAAGUAUGAUCGAGCACAUCCGUAACAUCAGUUACGAAGGCGGUGCGACCCACACACUGAUAUCUAGUUGUUUAUGCCCUAGUUACGAAGGCGGUGCGACCCACACAUUGAUAUCUAGUUGUUUAUGCCCUAGUUACGAAGGCGGUGCGACCCACACAUUGAUAUCUAGUUGUUUAUGCCCUAGUUACGAAGGCGCUGCGACCCACACAUUGAUUUCUAGUAGUUUAUGCCCUAGUUACGAAGGCGGUGCGACCCACACAUUGAUAUCUAGUUGUUUAUGCCCUAGUUACGAAGGCGGUGCGACCCACACAUUGAUAUCUAGUAGUUUAUGCCCUAGUUACGAAGGCGGUGCGACCCACACAUUGAUAUCUAGUUGUCUAUGCCCGAGUUACGAAGGCGGUGCGACCCACACAUUGAUAUCUCGUUGUUUAUGCCCUAGUUACGAAGGCGGUGCAACCCACACGUACGAGGCUCUACAAGUGGCCCGCGAGUCCAUGUUCACUGGGGAAAAAGGAAUGAGACCUAAUUCGUCGCACAUCGCAAUUCUGGUGUCAGAUGGCUUAAGCGGUGACUUGAAUAAAACUAAGGAACAAGGUCAACUCCUAAAAGACAGUGGUGUCACGGUGUACACCGUCGGCGUCGGAAGUUUCGCAGACAACCUAGAUGAGCUCAGAAGUGUGGCAUCGAAGAAUGAGUACGUUUUCGAAGUGAAGAACUACGAAAACAUUGACGAGGUUGCUGGUCCCUUGGCGGACGCAACAUGUGGUGCGUCAACAGAGGACUAAUAUCCCGAGUAGCCUUGCUGACAGACGUGCUGGAAUUCUGUGUCCGAGUACGAAGACCGAAUAAAAACUGAUGUUGUAA